UCGCGGUCAGAGUCAGGUAGCUCCUUAUAAAGAGAGGCACUCAACUCUACCCCUCUAGCACUGUAACUAUGGCCAAGGAGCGCACAGAGGGACUAUGCCAUGCACACUCCCGUGCAUGAGCUCCUCUUUAACGGAGUCAACCAGUCUCUGGUUUUCAGACCUACGAAUUAUCCGAUGAUGGGGAUCCUUGGCAAUGGCACCAUCCACCCGAACGGGAGCGAUCCUUUUGGAAGAAACGAAGAGGUCGCCAAAAUAGAGAUAACGGUCCUGAGCAUCACCUUUGUGGUGGCGGUGAUUGGGAACGUCAGUGUCUUGCUGGCCAUGUACAACACCAAGAAAAAGACGUCGAGAAUGCACCUCUUCAUCCGGCACCUUAGUAUCGCUGACCUAGUGGUCGCCUUCUUUCAGGUCCUGCCGCAGCUAUGCUGGGAGAUCACCUUUCGCUUCUACGGGCCAGAUUUCCUGUGCAGGAUAGUGAAGCACCUCCAGGUGAUGGGCAUGUUCGCCUCCACCUACAUGAUGGUGAUGAUGACCCUGGACCGUUACAUCGCCAUCUGCCACCCUCUGAAGACCCUCCAGCAGCCCACCCAGCGGUCUUACAUCAUGAUCAUUAGCACCUGGAUGUGUAGUCUGGUCCUCAGCAUGCCGCAGUACUUUAUCUUCUCCCUGAGUGAGAUCAAGAACGGCUCGGAGGUCUACGACUGCUGGGGCCACUUCAUAGAACCUUGGGGCGUAAAGGCAUACAUUACUUGGAUAACGGUUGGCAUCUUCCUCAUCCCCGUGUUCAUUCUGAUGAUAUUCUACGGGUUCAUCUGCCACAGCAUUUGGAAAAAUAUCAAAUAUAAGACCAGGAAUACACCCGCGGGAGGUGCGUCUAAAAACGGUCUCAUGGGCAAGAACUCCGUUAGCAGCGUUACCACUAUAUCCAGAGCGAAGUUGAGAACGGUCAAAAUGACUUUUGUGAUUGUCCUGGCAUACAUUAUUUGCUGGUCACCUUUCUUCAUCGUACAGAUGUGGUCGGUGUGGGAUGAGAACUUCGCAUGGGAUGAUUCUGAGAACACUGCUGUCACACUGUCCGCGCUCCUCGCGAGUCUAAACAGCUGCUGUAACCCGUGGAUAUACAUGAUCUUCAGUGGGCAUCUCCUACACGAUUUUACUCACUGUUUCCCGUGCUGUAAUAAUUUACGCCACAAGUUCAAGAAAGAGGACAGUGACAGCAGUCUCCGGAGAAAUACGCUAUUGACUAAAAUGACCAACCGGAGCCCAACAUGCAGUUCGGCUUGGAAAGACCCUGACAACUCCCCCAAGUCCUCCAUUCUAUCGAUCCAAGCAGAGACCUAACACAGUGCGUUAAAAGCACAAACACACGACAGAGUUUAUUUAUAGUUGACUCUUAUUAACUUGAGAAUUAUAAGACUUUCAAGGUACCCCUUAAAACUGUUGGGAUAUUGACACUGAUUGAUUAAUUAAUGUGUCUCUAAAAAUAUUUGUGAUUAUGCAGUGGUUUGGGGGUCUAUUGUUUGGUAUGCCAUACAGAAAAAAAGCUCAAGAAUUAAGUCUUGAUAAAGUCAAAGUGAUAAGCUAAAAUGACAAAGUGAUUAAUUAUUUCCUCUGGUAUAAACCAUUAUUAUGUGAACAUUAUGUCUUUGUUUGCCAUAUACAGGCCAGUUUUUCAUCAGGUUACAAACCUGAUUCUAUGGAAUCUAUUAUCGUUUAUAGUGGGUGAAUUAGGCUACAUAAGAUCUGAAUAUGAAAAUAUAUAAUAGUGGAAAAGAAACAGAUAAUCUGAACAUAUUUAAAUACCAACAGCUAUAGCUAUAUCACUUUUUUUUAAACUUCCUACAACAUUCCACAUUCCAGAGUCCUCUUUUCUAUGCACUCUGAGUUGAUAUGAUCCAGCCUAGGAAUUUCUACAGCAAAACCCAGACCACUUCAGAUGACGAAUUACAGAUCUGUGACCAAGAUGCAUGGAUUAGAUCAUCACAGUCAUGCUAUUAAGAUAAUGCACUUUUUUAAUAACAGUUAUGGCUGCCGGCUGUUUGUUUGUGUGUGUGUGACUAUGUGUUGGCCAUAUUUGCCCAGUGAGUCUCUCAGUGUGAAAUGAAAUUCAUUUGGCCCUGACUGUUUACAAAGUAACAGAGGUGCCUGCCUGCUGGCCUGGUGGACUUCUACAUUGGACCAUUUUCCAUCCCUUUCUUCUUUUAGUAUUUUCCAAAACAAUUCCAUAGAGCCUCAUAGCUCAUAAAUCUAUGAUAAAUCAUUUUUGCUGCAUUUAGAACACUCACAAAAUGUCAAUUUGGGAGUCAUCAUCAUCAUUAUUAUUCAUCCAGUUUAUACAGUUUAUCAUUGUCGUUAACCCCUAGUUAAAUCACUGGACUCUAUUAGCCUCCGUGGCUGGAGCCUCUGCCGACAGUGUUGAGAGACAAGAUGUGACUGUCUCCCUCAGCUUGAGAAUAACUAACAUACAUUUAGAGGGAGGGGAAUGCUAGUGUACUAUGUAUGCAUUAACCUCGUCCCAGGCUAUAUUCAUAGAGAGAGAGAAUCGUCUGGUGGAUGAGAUGAACUGUGUAUGCAUGUUUAGGGGGGGAAGUGAGUGAAGUAGGAGAGGCCGUUUGAGAAGAAAGAGCACCUACUGUUGUGUAUAGACUAUACUGUAUAUAUAUAUAUAUAUAUAUAUAUAUAUAUAUACUGUAUGUGUGUGUGUGUGUGUGUGUGUCACAGCUCCUCCCAUAGCCUCCACAGCCUCCACAUCAGCAACAUUUGAAAAAAUACACAUUCCACAACACAGGCUACUGGUUAAAAACACAGACACACUUCCUGACUUCCUGCCUGGGGAAACCUAUUGUUUUGGACACAGCCCACAUUGUAACACCAGGCUACACAAUUUGCUGUACGUUCAUGCCAAUGUAUUCUAUAGGAUGUGACUGACAUUUCAUUGCCAGACCAAAUGCACUAAAGAAUGUACUAAAAGGAAAAUACUGAUGUAAAAUAUAAAACCUCAAGUAAAGGUUUUCCAAUUUGUAUAUACAGUAUGUACUGUACAAUUGGAAUGUAUGUUUCUAUAGAACACAAGUUUUGCCAGUGUUGAAGAUAUCUAUAUGAAUAAGUUAUGUAAAGUUGUGUAAUGUGACUUUGCAUCUAUUUCCCCUUGCUUGUACACAUUGUAAA
Messenger RNA from Coregonus clupeaformis (lake whitefish), 3168 nucleotides. Its product is annotated as arg8-vasotocin receptor-like. Gene Ontology annotation, cellular component: membrane. Gene Ontology annotation, biological process: G protein-coupled receptor signaling pathway; positive regulation of vasoconstriction; regulation of systemic arterial blood pressure by vasopressin. The record is from RefSeq and is a predicted model, not a curated record. Gene Ontology annotation, molecular function: vasopressin receptor activity; peptide binding. NCBI's taxonomy places the organism in Eukaryota, Metazoa, Chordata, Actinopteri, Salmoniformes, Salmonidae.